AUGAAUCCAAUAACAAAUGCUAAGAACCAGAAUUUAAUGAAUGAGAAGGAGUUGUUCCUCGGUCAUACGGGGACAGUAAGCAGUUGGCACAGACAGUAUAAAGAUUCAGCUUGGGUCUAUGUUGGCGGCCUGCAUUAUGAUCUUACUGAAGGCGAUGUUAUAUGCGUAUUUUCUCAGUAUGGAGAGAUUGUAAAUAUUAAUUUGGUUCGGGACAAAAAGACAGGAGUGUCAAAGGGCUUUGCAUUUUUGUGUUAUGAGGAUCAGAGAAGUACUGUGCUAGCCACAGAUAAUUUGAAUGGGAUAAAACUGGCCGGUAGAACAAUUCGUGUGGACCAUGUGGAGAAAUAUCGCGUACCGAAAGAAGGAACGCUUGACGUUCGACAUUCGGAUAAGAAAGCUGAAUUUCGGCGACCGACAGAUUCGGUCUCUGAGUUUGUCAAAGAGCACGGGUGUGGUCCUGAAGUUAUGAAGCAGCUUAAAAAAAUCCAGCAGGAACAAAAGGAGGAGGAGAAAAAGCGUCUUGAAGCGAUUCAAAGGAGAAACGAUGAGCGGAUGAGACAUCAAUGUAAUCGAGAUUCAAGGUCAAGAAAUGCUCGACAACAAAGACGCGGGGAAGAGAGAGAGCCAAGGUCUAGAGAGAACAGAGAACCACAUUCGGAGACAAAAAAGGAGUAUUCCAGUAGGAGGGAUUCCCCGAUGCGCAUGCGUAACCCAAGUCCUUCCCCACCACGUAAAGUUCCAGUUAAAGUUGAGCCUCCUAGUCCACCGAGAGUUAGACACUUAGUCAGACAAUAA
Molecule: messenger RNA, 795 nt
Organism: Heterobilharzia americana
Lineage: Eukaryota; Metazoa; Platyhelminthes; Trematoda; Strigeidida; Schistosomatidae
Source: the annotation of a GenBank genome assembly